AGAGUAAGCCGACCAGUCCAGCCGGGCGAACGCGAAGCGCGUUGAUGGCCUUGCCAACUCUCAUAAGGAAAAUAAAUAAAUAAAAAGAACUUUACAAAUAACAUAUACAACCUGUUUUGUGCGUCUCCGAUUGAUAUUUCAUAAGUUGUUUGUGGUAAAUUUUUAAGAAAUUUGAAUUUCGAACUGAGAAAUGCUAAAAUAUUUCUCAUUCGUCGUUCUUCUCGCGACGGUCCAUUGUCAGAACAACAAUGGCGAUUUGGAGUCGAUACUGUCACAAAUCUUCGGGACUCCCCCACCGGGCGGUGACGCCGCCAACCCUGGCGGGAAAGAACCGGUCGUUACACCAAUACCUACAGACAACAAGAACCAGGGACCAGUGACGGCAUCAACAUUGGUACCCAGUGUAUCAUCCAAUGCAGGAGAAGUUGAUACAUCUUGCAGAACGGAAAAAGGUGAAGUAGGAGAAUGCGUGCGGUACUUCCUGUGCAAUAACAACAAUAACACAAUUAAUACAGAUGGAUUUGGCAUUAUUGACAUACGUAUUCGUGAUGGCCCCUGUGAGUCAUACUUAGACUCCUGUUGUCUAUUGCCUGACCAAAGACCUCCCGAAGACCCGAUCACUCCUAAACCACCGCCAAAAGAAGAACAGCGUGAGGGAUGCGGGUGGAGGAACCCACGAGGAGUCGGGUUCCGUACGACAGGUGAUGUCGACAGUGAGUCCAAAUUCGGCGAAUUCCCGUGGAUGGUCGCCAUUUUGAAAAUUGAGCCAGUGAGUGCUACGGACCUCGAUGGCCAACAGCUGAAUGUAUACGUCGGCGGCGGCUCCCUGAUCCACCCGAGCGUCGUCCUGACCACCGCCCACUACGUGGCCAAAGCCAACAAACUCAGAGUACGAGCCGGUGAAUGGGACACGCAAACCACAAAAGAAAUAUACCCUUACCAAGAUAGAGACGUGGGCACUGUCGAAAUACACAAGGACUUCAAUGGAGGUAACCUGUUCUACGAUAUCGCGUUGUUGUUCCUGACUAAGCCUAUGGAUUUGGCGCCCAACGUGGGAGUGGCCUGUUUGCCCCCACCCAAGCAGAAGGCAAGGCCAGGCACUAGAUGUUUUGCCACUGGCUGGGGAAAGGAUAAAUUCGGCAAGGAAGGUCGCUACCAAGUCAUAUUGAAAAAGAUCGAGUUGCCAGUGGUAGCACAUAGAUCAUGCAGGGAUCUCCUGAGGAAGACAAGGCUUGGUAAAUUCUUCGAGCUUCACACCACAUUCAUGUGCGCCGGUGGAGAAGCUGGCAAGGAUACGUGCAAGGGAGACGGUGGAUCACCUCUCGUCUGCCCUAUAGAGUUCCAGGAUGAAAGGUACGUACAGAACGGUAUGGUGGCUUGGGGUAUUGGAUGUGGAGAAGAUGGCACUCCAGGCGUUUACGUGGACGUAUCGGUACUGCGCGACUGGAUCGACGACAAAGUCGCGGGACAAGGAUAUGACCCGAAUGUGUACUCCAGAUAUUAGUUGCGAGUUCGCGUUUUAACUUUUUUCAAGGUCAUUGUUUCUCAAACUCUUCCGCUUCGGACCCCUACAGUCUAUUUAUAGUGCACGUAAAAAACGGGCAUUGUCUCAAAAUAUUAUGUGAGAGUUUGCAAGUAAACAAUAUAUAUCGCUAUCUAUAGAACUGUGUAUCGAUUACGCGUAGUAUCGAUACACAGUUCUAUGGGUAGCGAUACGUAUGGCUAACGACCUAUAGCGUCUAUAGCGACGUAUCGUUUAAUUUCAUCUUUCACAUUGUACUUUGGUUCGGGCCCGCUUUGGCCUGCACUAGGAAAGGACUAAAGAUCACAAUUUACGUUAUAAUUUUGUGGAUGUUGCGUUUAUUUCGAUCAAAACAAGCCUAAUAUCAAAGACCACCGUACGGUAUAAAAUAGAAAGAACUUGAUUAUUUUAUUCGUUUUCGGUGAUUCGAAGGUUUGAGAAACAGUGGCAUGUUUUGAUUUAAUUGAAAUAUGGUUUUUUUAUGAAUUUCCUCUGUUAUGAUUUGAAUUCAAUUUAUUAAAUGUGUACAGACAUUAUCGAUAUAAUUAUUAUAAUAAAGAUUGGACAAAUUAAAUUGUAUUUACCUAAUAUCGAAAGCUUUUUUAUACUUGUAAACAUUUUUAUGAACACUCAUUCACUCAUAUGUGCCAAUUUGUAUUUUAUAAUGAUUGAUAAUUAAACAGUUUGUGAC
Diatraea saccharalis (sugarcane borer) is the source of this 2213-nucleotide messenger RNA. Lineage: Eukaryota; Metazoa; Arthropoda; Insecta; Lepidoptera; Crambidae. The record is from the annotation of a GenBank genome assembly.